AUGGACGAUCAACAGUUGAAAAAUUUGAUUAAGUGGUUAGAUACAUUUGAUCUUCAGACACCUCACUCCUCAGUAGAGGAUAUAAGUGACGGUGUUGCCUUGGCAGAUGCUUUAGCCCAGAUUGCUCCAGAAUGGUUUACUGCUGUGUGGAGAGCAAAAAUUAAAAGCGAUGUUAAUUCUAAUUGGCGUUUGAAAGUCAGUAACCUUAAAAAAAUAAUUGAAGCUGUAAUGGAAUACUACAUAGAAUGUUUAAAUCAACAGUUGUCUGGUUAUGUCAAACCUGAUGCAACCAGAAUAGGAGAACAUUGUGAUAACCAUGAAUUGCGUAGGUUGUUACAAUUAAUUCUUGGAUGUGCUGUCAAUUGUAAUCAAAAACAACAAUACAUAACAAGAAUUAUGGGCAUGGAAGAGACUGUUCAACAAGCUAUUAUGCAGAGCAUUCAAGAGUUAGAAAGUAAUAUGAAUGGACCUAGAUUAAGUUUGGGUACUAGUCUUAAUUUUGAGUCUUUGGAUGUGGCAGAUGGUACUCAGCAAAGACUAUUAACUGAGCUUCAACUAACUGCAGACAUGAAGGAACAAUUGGCACAAAGAUGUCACGAACUUGAUCAACAGUUAUCACUUUUACAAGAAGAAAAAGCAGCAUUGGUCACAGAAAACAAGAAACUUCAGGAGAGACUUGAUGAAUUUGAAAACCCAGAGGAAUCCGGUUCAAUUUUAAAAUAUUCUGGCCUUAGGAAGCAGGUGGAGGCUCUUAAAGAUGAAUUAUUUAAGGUAGAGACUUCCAGAGACGAUUAUAGAGUGAAGGUCGAAUUAUUAGAAAAGGAAGUUUUGGAGUUACAAUCUAAGCAAGAAGAUUUACAGAAAGCAGCAGAUGAGGCCAAUCAUUUAAAGGAUGAAAUAGAUGCACUAAAAGAGACUGCAGACAAAGUAGCUAAGUAUGAACUUACAAUAGAUUCAUACAAGAAGAAAAUGGAAGAUUUGUGCGAUUUAAGAAGACAAGUUAAAAUAUUGGAAGAUAAGAACUUAGAAUAUUUACAAUCUAAGAUAGAUUAUGAAGAAGAAUCUAAACGGACUACAAUGUUACGCAGUCACUUAGAAGUUUGCAAACAACAGCUUGCAGAAAUUCAUCACAAAUUAGAUGAACAAACUAAUAAAUGUGAUAAACUUGAAUUUGAAGGAAAAAAAAUGGAAGCAAAGUUAAGUACUUUACAAAGAGAAAGAGACAGAUUAAUUGUUGAAAGAGAUGCUCUGAAAGAAACAAAUGAGGAAUUAAAAUGUACACAGUUACAGGCAGCAGAGAAGAUGAUGAAACAUAGUACUGACAGUACUGUUGCCAACACAGAAAUGAUUCCACUUGAAAUUAAGGAAAAGUUAUUAUGUUUACAGCAUGAAAAUAAAAUGUUGAAGCUUAAACAAAAAGGAAAUGAAGAUAAAUUACCAACCGUCCAGGCAUUGAUAGAAGAUUCGGAAGAAAGGAUAAAGAAACUUAGAGAUCAAAAUCGUGAAGCUAAUCAAAGAAUACUUGACUUAGAAAAUAGAUUAGAGGAGGCAUUGGGAAAUCAAUCCAGUGGGGACAAUAAAAGUGAUAACAAUUUAGGGCAGAAAAUAAUACAGUUACAGGAUGAAUUAAGAAGAGUGCAAGCAGAAAAGGAACGUUUAAUACUACAAAUUGAAGAAAGAGAUAGCACAUUACAAAGUCAGAAACAAAAGGUUUUCACUUUACAAGAAAAGUUAACGCGUAAAGAAUACGACAUCACAGCUCUUGAAGAACGUUAUAAGAAACAUGUAGAAAAGGCGAAAAGCGUUAUAAAAUGUUUAGAUCCUAAACAAAGUAAUUCAUCUCCCAAUGAGGUUGCUGUUUUAAGGAAUCAAAUUUUAGAACAACGAAAAAUUAUGGAAGAAAUGGAACGAUCGCUGAAAGAAUCUAAAUUAAUUAAAGAAAUGGAAGAAAAAUUAAUGACAUCUGCCUUUUAUCGUUUAACUUUGACUCUACAUAGGGAAGCAAUAGAUCAGCGUCUUGCAGCUUUACAACCUCAAGGACAAUCUUUUUUAGCAAGACAAAGACAACCAUCAGCUAGGCAUCAUUUGCCUUAUAAUUCUAAGUGAAUAAAAAUUUCCUUCAAUUUUCAGACCUUCUUUUAAUUGCGGUUAAUAGAAGUAUAUAGACAGAAAUCAUUCAAGACUCUGUUUAUUGUAAAAAAUUUAUAAUUUUAUAUUUAUGUAAA
Molecule: messenger RNA, 2225 nt
Organism: Dufourea novaeangliae
Lineage: Eukaryota; Metazoa; Arthropoda; Insecta; Hymenoptera; Halictidae
Gene: hook
Product: protein Hook homolog
Exons: 1
Coding region: 1-2106 (701 amino acids)
Biological process (GO): cytoskeleton-dependent intracellular transport; cytoplasmic microtubule organization
Cellular component (GO): cytoplasm; centrosome
Molecular function (GO): dynein light intermediate chain binding; microtubule binding
Source: RefSeq, a predicted model, not a curated record